Messenger RNA from Brienomyrus brachyistius, 2209 nucleotides. RefSeq names its product visinin-like 1b (gene vsnl1b). NCBI's taxonomy places the organism in Eukaryota, Metazoa, Chordata, Actinopteri, Osteoglossiformes, Mormyridae. The record is from RefSeq and is a predicted model, not a curated record. Gene Ontology annotation, molecular function: calcium ion binding. The transcript has 4 exons. Bases 331 to 906 code for a protein of 191 amino acids.
AGAACACGCUUGUCGGUCAGUUGUCCUCUACAUAAGACGGCCAAGCACGCUUCCUACUGUAGAUCAAGACGCGCUGCAAGCGGGAUGACGCCCUCGCUGUAGCGUCACAUAACCCAAAGAGCAAGAGUGGGAUAGGUCCCUGCGGCAUUUCCCGUUAAAACUGCAUCUUGCAACAUCCAUCCUAGUAUCUUUUCCUUUUUAACACAACGUCAAAAGAGGGGCUGGAGAUUUUCCGAUUUCGGCUCGACGUUUUUUACUGCACAAGCAAGCCGUUAGAUCGCACCUUCGUCUGCAUCAGGUAAAAAUAUCUUCGAAUAUUUCAGAGAGACCAUGGGGAAACAGAACAGCAAGCUGACCCCUGAAGUGAUGGAGGACCUGGUGAAGACCACGGAGUUUAACGAGUAUGAGUUAAAGCAGUGGUACAAAGGGUUUCUGAAGGACUGCCCAAGCGGCAGGCUGAACCUCGAGGAGUUCCAGCAGCUGUAUGUGAAAUUUUUCCCAUAUGGCGACGCAUCGAAAUUUGCACAACAUGCGUUCAGAACCUUCGACAAAAAUGGAGACGGCACCAUUGACUUCAGAGAAUUCAUUUGUGCCCUGUCCAUCACAUCCCGGGGCAGCUUUGAGCAGAAGCUGAACUGGGCCUUCAAUAUGUAUGACCUGGAUGGCGAUGGGAAAAUUACUAGAGUGGAAAUGCUGGAGAUUAUUGAGGCUAUUUACAAGAUGGUGGGCACUGUCAUCAUGAUGAAGAUGAAUGAAGACGGCCUUACACCCGAGCAGCGAGUGGACAGGAUCUUCAGCAAAAUGGAUAAGAACAACGACGACCAGAUCUCACUAGACGAGUUCAAGGAAGCUGCAAAGAGCGACCCGUCCAUCGUAUUACUCCUGCAGUGCGACAUGCAGAAAUGAAGGGCGGGCCGACACAGUGGGGUUAAACACACUACGGACUGGACACCAGUUUAACGUUCCAUUCAGUUUACAGCUACUUCCACAGGAAAAACACAACAAAUAAAAAACCCUAAAAAAACGUGCUUGGACUAUCUUACAAUGGACUUUUUUGUGUUUGAAGCACUUGUAUGCAUGAGAAUGUCAUUUGCUAAAUUAUUUAAAAUAUUAUGUGUGUCUGUUAAUACAGUAGCUAUUGUUCAUGUUUACAGAUGCUUGCUGUUUUAUACACUGAAGUAAUAUCAACACCAAAUUCCCAUGGUAAUGUAACUGUUUCCAAUAAACCAUUUAUCCACACACCUUAGGCACACGUUGGAUCCAUAUUUAUCCAAGCUCCUCUUAAAUGUGUGUGUACCGUGGAAUAUAAAUGUAGUUUAGCUGCAUGCGUUUAGGUUGAAACUUAAAAAUACAUAUUUAAAAAAAAUAUCAGAUUUUUGCAUCCUUGAAAUCAAAUGGAGAUGAAGCCUUACCAAAUCAAUGUAUGGGAUUGACUUUUGUGUUUUAUUAAGUCAUUGUUAAACAAUUUUAGGGAUGCAUUCCUGGAUAAACACUAGGUUACUAAGUCAGUGAAGUUUUUCCAUCCCCUGGGGACAGUACUGGCAAUGUAAGAGAAGUACGGGGUUGUUUGCUUAUAAAACAUGAAAAACUUGUAUUGUGUGGCUAAUUUCUCUGACCUGUUUUUAAAAUAACUUUCUAUUCACCCAUCAUGCAACUUUUCAAUGUGAGCUCAUAAUUUAUUUAUUUUUUUAAGCAAUAUCAAAUCAGUGUAUAAAGCGUGUUCAUGAAAAUGUCAUGGUUAUGUGCUGGAGGCCCUUUUCACGGCGUGUUAAGUGUGCAAGUCUGCCCAGGUAGUUUUUUUAUUUUUCAAUUUAAGUCCAAGUGAAGCACAUUUAAUUCACCUCAACUGUUCAUUCUUCUAAAUCUGCCACGUCCUUUUCUCCAGUGGAAGAUGGACAUUGAGUCAUCGACUCCUUAUCACAUUGACUCCUCCUGUAGAGGGUAUCAUCUGUAAGAGUAAUCACGCCGGCGUUUACAUAGGACAGCCAAGUCAUAUUUUUUUCCAUUUAUUUUUGUGAACUUUUAAAGAUAAAUGAUUGCUGAUGUGUCUAUCUCCAGAACUGGGAGUGUACAACUGGAAGACAGUCAGAUUCAGGACAAUAAAUUGUUCAUACCUGAACCACUGUAUAAUUUGACCAAAUGAAGUUGUGUCUGUUAAUUAAAAAAAAAAGGAUUAUACAUACAUAUAAAUACAAAUUAUAUAUACGUA